Messenger RNA from Malus domestica (apple), 905 nucleotides. RefSeq lists its product as uncharacterized. Lineage: Eukaryota; Viridiplantae; Streptophyta; Magnoliopsida; Rosales; Rosaceae. The record is from RefSeq and is a predicted model, not a curated record.
ACUCUCAUUAUCCCAUCCACACAUACUGAAGAGAUAUUUCCACCUUGCUCAUUUAGCUUUGUGCUGCUACGAACAAAGAGACUCUCACUCUCCUCCCCUCAUGGCUCUUACCAUAGCCAACAGUGGAAGUUCCACUGGCGGAGCAAGAGUCCUCUACAGCAGCUCCACCACCAGCAGACAGUACCCCUACACCAACCUCUCCUCACAACGCCACCUCCUCUUCCCUCCCUCCUCCAGAAGAGCCCUCUACGUGGUGUCAGCCAAGAGGUUCGCGUCCAGAACUGGGAGGACCGACGGCAGGAACAGGAAAAGCACCUCAACUACAAGAGACCAAGAACAAGACAUGAUGGGGUCGCAACGGACGGCUGAGAUUGAAAACGUAGGUGGUGGGGUUGUGGGAAACGUUGAUGAUCGGUAUUUCUUGCCUAAGCUUCCGGGGGAUGAGCCUUGCUUCUGGGAAGGUGAAAAAUGGGAUUGGCUUGGAUUCUUUGUGGAGUACUUGUGGGCUUUUGGUAUUGGCUUUGCGCUUAUUGCUUGCUUAGUUGCUGCUACUUCUUACAAUGAAGGAGCAACUGAUUUCAAGGAGACUCCAGUCUACAAAGAUUCGUUUCAGUCUCGGGAGUUUUUGGAAGAACCGGAGGCAUCCAACCCGGACGUCUUCGAAUCCAACCCGACUGAAGUGGCUCCUAGUUUGGAAUAGUUUCUUAAUAAAAUGACCUUACGUACAUCUGAAGCAUCUGAAUACAUGAUGUCAUGAUACAAUCCUAGGAAAACAAACAUUCUGUCAUAGGUAAAUAUCUCUGUUUGUAGGGUGACUUUCCAUGUCCAAACGUCUUUUUUCCGAAUUUCAUUUUACUAUCCUGUACGAUGUUUAGCAAAUUGUCAAAUAUAGCCUUUUUUGUGGA